CCCUCACUCACUCAGUCUCUUGUGGCUCGUGCAUCUAAAGGCUUCGUUCUGAGCUGCGAUGGAAUGGAUUACCUUAAUUCUUUUUGUGACUAUUGGGAUUAUUUCUUUUCAUCUUGUCUUUGAUAAAAAUCAUCCCAAUGUUCCUCCAUGCAUAAGAGGAUGGAUACCAUGGUUUGGUGCAGCCUUUGAAUUUGGCAAAGCUCCUUUGCAUUUCAUCCAGCAAGCCAGAGCCAAAUAUGGCCCAGUUUUCACAGUUUUAGCUGCUGGAAAGAGACUGACAUUUGUAACCCUAAAUGAGGACUUCCGAGCUUUUUUCACAUCCAAAUAUGUUGAUUUUGAACAAGGAGUACAAGAGCCUGUUUACAACACAGCUUCUAUCAGCAAAGAGAGUUUCUAUAAGUGCCAUCCGGCCUGUAUAGCCAUAAUCAAGAACAGACUGACUCCAGGCAACAUAGCAAUACUCUCCAGCCAUCUUUGUGAAGAAUUUAAUGACCAUUUGGAGAGCCUUGGAAACAACGGAUCUGGACAGCUAAAUGAGCUAAUCAAGAAUGUUAUGUAUCCAGCAGUGAUGAGCAACUUACUAGGCAGGUGUAACUCUCCCAGCUGUGCAUUUACCAAGCAGGAGUUCCUGGAGAAAUUCACAAAAUAUGAUGAUGGAUUUGAGUAUGGAUCCCAGCUCCCAGACAUGUUCUUGAAGGAAUGGGCAAAAUCAAAGCAAUGGCUCAUUUCUUUGCUGAGAAAUAUGAUUAUCAAGGCAGAGGAGACACUCUACAGUGAGAAUGGUGGAAAGACUUUACUACAGCACCUUGCCAUGUCAAUAACAGACAAAUAUCUGCCCAAUUAUGGCGUACUUAUGCUUUGGGCUUCCCUAGCAAAUGCUAUACCAAUAACAUUUUGGGCCAUUGCUUUUAUUUUGUCCAAUCCUGUAGCAUAUAAAAUUGCUAUGGAUCAGAUCAGUGCUGCACUCAUUGACCAAGACAAGGAGAAGACAAAGGUGACCCUAGAUGACUUACAGCAGAUGCCAUAUUUAAAGUGGUGUAUCAUGGAAGCCAUUCGGCUGAGGGCCCCCGGAGCAAUUACUCGUAAAGUAGUGCGACCCCUCAAAUUACAGAAUUACAUUAUUCCAUCAGGAGACAUGUUAAUGUUGUCUCCUUAUUGGGCUCACCGAAACCCUAAGCUUUUCCCAGACCCAGAGGAUUUCAAACCUGAACGAUGGGAAAAGGCAGAUUUAGAAAAGAAUGUCUUCUUGGAAGGGUUUGUGGCAUUUGGAGGGGGAAAAAAUCAGUGCCCAGGAAGGUGGUAUGCCAUAAUGGAAUUGCAUAUGUUUGUGGCCCUGAUCCUAUACAAGUUUGAAUUUACUUUGUUGGAUGCAGUACCUAAACCGAGCCCUCUGCACUUGGUGGGAACCCAGCAGCCAGAAGGACCCUGUACAGUAAGAUACAAGCAUAGAUAGAGCAUUCACAUUCAGACAGCUGUGUGGUGCUGCUUUAGAGAUUUGUUGACAGUCUUGACUCCAGAGCUGCACAGGUCAAAUCACGAGGUUAGCUUCAGAGGUUUGAAGCAUCAGUGUGAAUUUCUAACUUUUAGUCACCUGAACAAAGGAAAAUAUAAUAUUCCUGUAAAGGAAACCAGAAGGUACUAAAAUGCUAUAGGUGUUUUAAAGGAAUAUUCCGGGUUAUCUAAUAGAAGUUUAUCUCAGUCGACAACAUUUGUGGCAUAAUAUUGAUUACCAGAAAAAUUAUUUUGCCUCAUCCCUCUUUUUCUAGAGGGAGGCACUGUGAGGCACUUACAAUGAAAGUGAAUGGGGCCAAUUUUUGGAGGAUUUAAAAGCAGAAAUAUGAAGCUUAUAAUUUUAUAAAAACACUUACAUUAGUUCUUCUGAUAAAACUUGUGUAUUAUUUGAGCUGUAAAGUUGUUUAAAUCAUCAUUUUUGUGGCAGACUGCUAAUUUACUGGGAUAACAGGGUUUACAUUGUUACAUCAUCAUGGCAAUGAAGCUGUAAAAUUGGAUAUAAAAGGUUAAUAAGUGAUUUUAGCCCACUAAAAUUAUGUUAACUAGCAUCAUGUUUAUAUCUCGUGGCUAUACUUUUGAAACAGUGAGUAUCUGAAUGUUAAUGAAUUGGCCCCAUUCACUUCCAUUUAAAUGUCUCAUUGUAACCUGUAUUUUUGCUUCUUCUUUUUUUAAGUAAAGUCGAAAGUAACAAUUGUGGUAAGUAACAUUAUGUCACAAAAGAUGCUGACAGAGCUUAAUAUUGUAUAUAGUGAACAUGGAAUAUUUCUUUAAAGGUACACAGAUGAUUAUUUAAUUCCAUUAGUGAAAGUAUUAGAUCUAUUAUUAUCUCGGGGGUUAUUGAGAUAAAAAGAGUAAUAUUUGGCUGGUCAUAUGAUUUCAACAUGGCAGGCAACAUGGGGCGACCUGUUCCAUGUAAAAUUAAACUCUUUUAUUAGGCUACUGAUAUAACUAAUAUGGUAACUUGAUUUUAAACAGAUUUCAAAAGCAGCCUACCAUUCAUUUCUUUAUGUGUAAAAAUGUUUAAUGAGGCAAAAAUACUUUUAAUUGCAAAUAGUGCACAUUUAAGAUACUUGCUCUUACAUAUAUUACAAUUUUAUUGGACCUCUUAUAUAAGUGAUGGCAUAAUAGAGAUGAUAUAUUUCAGAAAGCAUGCUGCUGUGGAAAAUCCUCUCCCUGACUGAGAGACUUUAUCAUAUUCAGGAAAUAUGUGAUAAACUAAAUUAAGGUUCAUGUGUUGCAGUGUGUGACUGCAGUCAUAUAUUACAGCUAAACAUCUCAUACUUGAAAUGGACAAAGUAAAGACAAAGUUUAUAGACAAUAUAACUAAGUGGUGGUUCUCUUUUGUGAAGCAGAAAUAGCACAUUAUUUCACCUAUAAACACUGCUUUAGCCGUGCUUCUUUUCUUCAUUGGUGAAAAGGAUUGUUCCUAUAAACACAUCUGUCUUUUAGUCUGAAAGUUCUUAAUUGCAUCUGUGUGAAAGCAUUUGGGCUAAAACAUAUAUAAGUUAGAUUUAAUAAUUUGAUGUUCUUGCAUGCAUCCUAUGGAAAGACAUUGGAAUAGUUUUUAGAUAAUUGAAUUUUGAUUCCAUCAAAUGGCAUCACUGGUGUAAUAUACAUUUUGUAAGAACAAAACAUCUUUGUGCUGCUUUAGUGGUGAGUUUAAUUGUGUUUCAAUAAAGAAACUGUUUUGUUGCAUCA
This is a messenger RNA of Myxocyprinus asiaticus (Chinese sucker), 3210 nucleotides long. RefSeq names its product 24-hydroxycholesterol 7-alpha-hydroxylase-like. The transcript has 12 exons. Gene Ontology annotation, biological process: cholesterol homeostasis; bile acid biosynthetic process. Lineage: Eukaryota; Metazoa; Chordata; Actinopteri; Cypriniformes; Catostomidae. The record is from RefSeq and is a predicted model, not a curated record. Gene Ontology annotation, molecular function: heme binding; iron ion binding; steroid hydroxylase activity. Bases 59 to 1453 code for a protein of 464 amino acids.